CAUGACAUAGUCCCAAGCUCACACAGACGUUGAGAAAGAGAACAACAUUGCAAUCCUUCUCGGUUUUAGCCUUUCUCCCCUUUCUUCUCCAUCGUGAACCUGAUGACAGUGGCGGACGUGGCCAGUUCACCAUAACGCAAAACUUUGAGAUCUUGUAUGUUAUAAAGUGUAGACUGACAAAUGGAGGCACUGAAAUCAUGUUAUGGGGAUGGAUCUUCUGAUUCGGAUUCUGAAUCUGUACCGUCAGCUCCAACCUCUGCUCCCUCAGCUGUAUUUACACCCCUGCCACCACCUCCCAUCUCUCUCCUUGACCCAUCAGCAUUUCUUGAUCUGCAGACAGGUCAGACAACAAGAGUUAGGAGCUUCCCUCAUGUCGAUGGUAACUAUGCCUUGCAUAUUUACAUACCAAUUAACAUUUCAUCUCCAUCGAAGAAAGAACUAUCUGCUUUCUUGAAAAAAGUUUCGUCUCGGGAACCAAAUCUUAAUGUUAUUGAUGUUGAUGUCCCAUUAAACGUGCUCUGCAAAAAUGACGAGAAGCUCGAACAAGUUGCCUUAGGAAGAGAAUUUCAUAUAAGUUUGGGAAGAACUGUUCCAAUACGAGUGCACCAGAUUGACUCAGUGAUCUCAAUGCUGAAACAGAAGCUUCAAAUUCAGCGCCAGUUUUGGAUAGACUUUAACAAGUGGGAAGUUUUUGUUAAUGAUGAUCACACUCGCACCUUUCUCUCAGUAGAAGUUGUUCAAGGAGGGUUAAUAGAGAUUACAAAGCAAAUCGAAGCAGUGAAUACAGUUUACAGACUUCAUAAUCUUGCCGAGUUUUACAAGGAUCCUCAUCCGCACAUAUCCUUAGCAUGGGCACUGGGUGACAUUUCCCAUUCACUGAAGAAAGUUGUCGACGAGGAAAUGAAGUGCGCUGUAGGAAAAUCUUUCAAGAAGAGUAUUUUUAGCUGUAAAUUCAAAGGUAUUGAAUGUAAGAUUGGCAAGAAAGCAUAUACAAUAUGCAAAAUUCCUGAUGGACAUUAAUUAUACGUGCACUCUAAAGAAAGAGCAUGCGAUUUCCUGAUCAUAAAUAGUUUAAGAGGGAGAAGUGAAUGUGACUUCGUUGUUUUAUUCCUUACGAGUUGUAGAUCAAACCCAAUGCUUGUAGAGAUUACUUAAUGAAAUAGAAAGUUUUUUUAACGAUUC
This is a messenger RNA of Vigna radiata var. radiata (mung bean), 1182 nucleotides long. Its product is annotated as U6 snRNA phosphodiesterase. Lineage: Eukaryota; Viridiplantae; Streptophyta; Magnoliopsida; Fabales; Fabaceae. The coding region runs from base 181 to 1020 and encodes 279 amino acids. The transcript is spliced from 7 exons. Gene Ontology annotation, molecular function: 3'-5'-RNA exonuclease activity. The record is from RefSeq and is a predicted model, not a curated record. Gene Ontology annotation, cellular component: nucleus. Gene Ontology annotation, biological process: U6 snRNA 3'-end processing.